Messenger RNA from Ceraceosorus bombacis, 851 nucleotides. Lineage: Eukaryota; Fungi; Basidiomycota; Exobasidiomycetes; Ceraceosorales; Ceraceosoraceae. The record is from the annotation of a GenBank genome assembly.
AUGUCAACACUGACGGAUCUUUUUGUGGUGCUGUUCGCAGUCCACAUGAAGUGAGUGCCUCGAAUGACAUACGCAAAUUUUCAGCAACCCCCACUCAUACCACUGCUCGUGCCGACGCAGAGUGUUUGGUGGCUACCUAAUGAGGGCAGCGUACGAACUCGCGUGGAUGACAGCAGCUUCGUUUGUCAAUGCUCCGGUCUCCUUCUUAGCACUAGACGCACUGUCGUUCCAUGCUCCGGUGCCUAUUGGUGCAGUGCUGAGCCUUUCUUCCAACGUCGCGUAUACGCACACACCAGAAUCUCCACACUCUGCCCGGCCACCCGAGCAAGCUGGAUUGGAAGAAAGUCUGGCAGCUGUCACGGUCUUGGCCGAAGUCGUGGAUCUUAAGACUGCUGUUCGCACAAAAAGCAACACGGUGCGCUCCUCGAACACAUCAUCUCUGAAUUUUCCUCUUUCUGCGCGACUCUGCUGACAUUCAGACAUCCUUCGUCUGACCCCUACCACGCAGUUCACAUUCACCUUCUCGCUCGCAAACUCGAGCAAGCACGUCGUGCCAGGUACGUCGAUGAGUCUGAGCUAAGCGCUGCUGCCAAUAUCACACUGACCUCAGCCGUCGGCCCUGAUGCGCACAAUGUAGACUCUUACAGCGAGGCGAUGGCUUGGAUCGAAGGCAAGGUGAGGAGAGCUCGGCUCGAGGGUCAGGUCACUUGCUGACGCGCCUUGAGACUGUGUCCUUACCCGACUCUCUCAUUUUACCUGUUAAGCGACGCGUGGACUUGGGCCAGGAACUUCGAUCUCUGUACGCCUCAGAACGAGCGAGGAGCAAGGCAAACCAGACAGGAAGACCAUGA